AUGGUCCUGCAGACUAUGAUGCUCGCCGUUCAGAUUCGCCUAGCAGAUGGGUUUAACCUCUUGGAUAGUAGCCAAGGAAAUGUGGCGGAGGAAGAGAUCAAAGUCGACCGAGAUCUCGCCCGUCAUCAGGCUGAGAAUACCGUCGAAUCCUCGUUCCAGUCUCUCCGGGAGCUCGCAACAGCCGCGACCAUUUCUAUAGAAGAAACCGGCUUUAGCUCGGAAGAUGAAAACCAGCAUCAGUCAACUUCAACAGAAAAAGCGCAGAACCAAAUGGUUUUGUGGAAUGGCGGGCAAAACGACACGGCGGCAUGGCUGUAUCGCACUGUUUUCUCGCCCUAUGCAGAAUCCUUGGAAGCAGACAGUGGCCUUGGAUCUGACUCUCAAGACGACUCUGAAGCCGGGGAAUUGAAGAAUUCCGGUGCUUCAACAGAUUUUCAGCUCGCAAGUCUCGGCACAACCCUCCAGAAGCCUGCAGGGUGUAAGGCCGUUGUCAACGAGCUUCUGGCUGAAUGGACGAACCUCACAGAGGACGAGAUUCAAGGUAUACAAAGUAGAACAAAAGACGACAUCCAAGGUGUACAAAGUAAGGAGCAGGCCAAGGGAGCUGCUCCUCUCGUACCAGCUAUGCCAGAAAACGAGGAGAAGAGCGUACUUUUGAAAGAUGCUGUGGGAAGAAGGUUUACAUUUCCAUAUAACAAAGCUAAGACUUGGGAGGGUGUACACAAUCUGCUCAAAGAGGCAUUCUUGCAUGUGGAUGUCAUUGGACCGCAUGUACUGAAGGGGCACUUUGAUCUAUGUUUGGUGAACAGAAAUGGGACCAUCGCGUUACCUAGCCUGUGGAGUGACCUUGUCAAACCAGGCUUCGUCAUUGAGAUGCGAAUGUGGCCGAUGGAGAAAUUGAUGCCCCCGCCACCACCAAGACCCCCGUUACCACCGACGCUACUGUUUCCGUCAGGGGUGAAGCCUCCUCCUCCGCCUCCUCCUUCUUCAACAGGUCAGCCUCCUGUGAUUAAUUUGGAGCGCCGAACGUCUCCGGCCCCAACAAAAUCACCAGAGCCUCAGCCAGACGCAUCAAAGACCAAGCACAGAAGGAGGAACAACACUCCAAACUCCCAGGCACCUUGA
Molecule: messenger RNA, 1125 nt
Organism: Colletotrichum gloeosporioides
Lineage: Eukaryota; Fungi; Ascomycota; Sordariomycetes; Glomerellales; Glomerellaceae
Exons: 3
Coding region: 1-1125 (374 amino acids)
Source: RefSeq, a predicted model, not a curated record